Molecule: messenger RNA, 1347 nt
Organism: Astyanax mexicanus (Mexican tetra)
Lineage: Eukaryota; Metazoa; Chordata; Actinopteri; Characiformes; Acestrorhamphidae
Gene: tmem121b
Product: transmembrane protein 121B
Exons: 1
Coding region: 64-1263 (399 amino acids)
Source: RefSeq, a predicted model, not a curated record
CCUCCACUCAGCGCCUGUCAGCACGCGGCUGCAGACAAAACAAGCUCGCGAGGCGCGGCUACGAUGAUCGCGCAAAUCGGCAAAGACAAUCCCGCGGCCAGCUGUCCCCGAGCCGCAGCGGCCGCGUACCCGGACUCCCCCGCGUCCUCGGCGCCGGACCACGGGCAGCUCUUCCUCCGCAGGCCCACUCAGACCAGCACGGGCAGCGUCAACCCGGAGGGCGGCAGCACGCAGCCGCUGGUCCCCUCAGCCUCCGCCGCCGCCAACUCUGCCGCCUCGCGCACCAUGACGUCCUCGGGCGAGUUCGCGCCGUCCGCUGGCCCGCUGUUCGUGCCAAACUCGCGGCGGAACCUGCUGUACAAGGCGCUGUGCUUCGCGGUGCUGGCCGCGCAGGGCGCCGUGCUGGACUACUACCUCAUCGCCUUCACCGACCUGUACUGGUGCUCGUGGAUCGCCACGGACCUCGUGGUGCUCUCCGGCUGGGCCAUCUUCUUCGCCAAGAACAGCCGCAGCAAGCGCGAGCGCGCGUGCGGAUUCCGCCAGAAGGGCUCGCUUUUCGGCUGCCGCCUGGGAGAGUUCGCCUUUGCCUACCUGGCCUGGCUCAUCUACGUGAUCGCGUGCGCGCCCAAGGUCGUGCUGAUCCUCGAGACGUCCAUCCUGGAGCUGGUCGCGCAGCGCGUGCCGCUCGGCGUCACGGGGUUCGAGCUGGCAGUGCUGCUCGCGGCGCCGCUGCUCUUCUGCCUCAUCAACUCGGUGGCGGAGGACCCGAACGGAGCCACGCGCCACCACUCGCGCGGGUGCUUUACGGCCACGUGCAUGGACGUGCUGGACAGCUUCGAGCUCGUGGAGGCGCUCGUGCGCGGCACGCUGCCCACAGACGCGCGCUACGUCAGGUACGCGGUGGUGGCAGCGCACGUGGUGGCGCUGGCCGCGCCCGUCGUGUGGCUAUACGAGCUGACCGCCUCGCGUGCGCGCUGCCGCUGGGCGUGGGCGCGCUUUCUGACGGGCGCGCUGGUGAACGCGCCGCUGCUGGCCAUCCGGUGCGUGCUGGUGCUGCUGUACCACGCGCCGGCCUCGCUCUUCCUCUUCAAGAACGCCUUCUUCUUGGCCUGCGCGUGCCUGGAGCUCAUCGAGCAGUGCGCGAACGCGCGCAGCGCGCGCCGGCUGGCGGGACACGCGGCGCAGGUCUCGCACUGCGUCUCGGAGAACGACAUGGGCCCGCACGGCUACGUCAACACGCUGGCCGUCAGCACGCAGCCGUAGAGAGAGGACGCGAGGCGCGAGGACUCUUCUCCGGAGGUCGCGGGACAUCAGCAGCAAGCAGCCUUUUAUUGGACGCCGUCGCGC